This is a messenger RNA of Hyaloscypha bicolor E, 2194 nucleotides long. RefSeq lists its product as uncharacterized. The record is from RefSeq and is a predicted model, not a curated record. The transcript has 5 exons. The coding region runs from base 120 to 2108 and encodes 662 amino acids. NCBI's taxonomy places the organism in Eukaryota, Fungi, Ascomycota, Leotiomycetes, Helotiales, Hyaloscyphaceae.
CGGUAAGCGCCUGGAAGAGCAGGCCAUUUAACCUUAAUAAGUCGAGUGCCCGUCAGCUUGCUUUGUGGUCCAAGUAUCGCGCGAGGCGACACCACUCCGCCUCAAUCCUGCCCUUGACCAUGGCAGAUAGGAUAUACAGCAAGCUUCCAUCAGAAAAUGUAGAAUUGUCGGCUUUACAAGGCCAAGGCUCGAGACGGAAUACCUUCAGGGGGCCAGAAUCUGAGAGCCUGGUAGGGCUACAAGAACAACCAUGCACAACUUCGACGUGGGGUGUGGGUUGGCGAACACCAUUUUUGAUGGCGCUCUUCUAUCUCAUUGCUCUACUACUUGCUUUUCUCCAUCUCGGAUUAUUCCUCUUUUUGAACCACAAGCCAGCUGUUGGAAAGGAUCGAGCGGCACCACAAUCCUACGUCUCUACAGCUUCAAAUAUACUUUCCAAUACCUUCGGAUUAAGUCUCAAAACCUCACUCGCGAUUGCAUCUACUCAACUUCUCUGGUAUACACUUCGCAGAUCGCCCUUACCAGUUUCGACUAUUGAGUCUCUGUUCCAACUCCGUUUCAACCCAUUCCUGAUCUUCGAUCGUCUCGUCAUUACACGUGGCCCCAUUCUCGUUAUGAUAGCAAUCACGAUAUGGUCUAUUCAAAUUGCUGCAAGUUUCCCACCAGGGGCCUUAACAAUUGCCACAGCGAACAAAACAUCAACUAACGCCCUGAGUAUCCCCACGUUUAAUGCUUCAUUUUUUGGAAAUGGGUCGGGCUAUGAUGCUCAGAAGUAUUCCUUUAACGGCUUUACAGGCAGCUUGUACACCGACACUGCCAACACAACAAUUUAUCCCUCCACAGAUGAAUCUGGGAGGUUAUCCACACCUUAUGUGCAAAAUUUGGCCAUACACACAAUGGUUAAUGGUGCUCCGAGCCUUCUCUCUUCCCCAUGUGGAGCGAACUGUUCUUUCACCCUGGCCCUCGAUAUCCCAUACCUGGAAUGCCACAGUACCAUCUCCAAUGUCUCUUUCGAAGGUAAGGGCUUGGUAUUUGACUUCCCUGUUUUCAACGCAACUUGGUCAGGAUAUGUUUUCAACGUAACCACAUAUUAUACAUUUUCCGCAAAAACCCUCGACAACAGUACAUGGUCCGCUCUUACACAAGCAAACAAUACAGUCUGCACACCAUCCCGAGCAAACUAUACACUUGAUAUUAUGUACGAAAACAGUGUCCAAAAUGCGAGCAUCUCGAGGGGCCUGGUCACACCAUUGAACCUGUCAUCGCCGGCUCCGGCUCCACCAACAAGCUCAGAAGCACCACCAACCGUCGCGGCUGGUCUAGCUGUCGUGUUUCCGGGAUUCAUGGGAGAUGUACCUGUACCAAGCGGAUAUCCCCUUUCUUGGUAUGGAACAGAAGCCCUUAGGUGGACACCACCAUUUGUUUCCUGGUACCGCGACCUGCAACUCAUGGCUCUGAUCACCGGGAUGGCAGACUCUCUCGCCGGAAAUGUCAUAUACACACAGCCUGGAAUAGGCAAUCUUGGGACCGUAGCACCAAACACGCGCAUCAACACCGGCAACGGAAUAUACGUUCAAAACGUACCCGCAUCGCUCACCAGCUUGGACAUUCCAAGAGCCGUAAGAACGUACCACUACGUUGUAACACCAGACCUGCUCAACGACUUCCUGCUAAACAUUACUCUAUCCGCUAUAACCGAUUUUGGAUGGUGGGCCGCGAACGACACCUUGACCACACAAUGGGAGACCAUAAAUGUCUACAGCUUCUCGAAACCUUUCAACCUGAUCAUCCCGUACUUCUUUUCCCUAUUCCUAACUAUCCCUAUUUUGGCCAUUGGCAGCUUUGCAUUAAAACGAAAUGGCGUGGCGGCCAUUGAUGGCGGCUUCACACAGCUUGUUACAACGACGACUGGAAGCGCGACACUGGAAAGGGCUGCAGCGGGAGGAUGUUUGGGGGGCGAUGAAAGUGUUCCUGUGAGUCUGAAGGAACUGAGGGUGAGGUUUGGGGAGUUGGUGAGUGAGGAGAAGGAGGGCUUGGUUAGACGGGCUGGGUUUGGGACGGCGGAGGAGACGAUACCUUUAGCCAAAGGAGAGCUCUACGGUAUAUAAAUAGAUAUUGGCCAUAUCUGCAACUUGGUAUUUUACAUUUCCAACUAAUACGGUGCACCAUUUCAAUCUCCCCUCAUUCAUUACCC